Molecule: messenger RNA, 770 nt
Organism: Microbotryum saponariae
Lineage: Eukaryota; Fungi; Basidiomycota; Microbotryomycetes; Microbotryales; Microbotryaceae
Source: the annotation of a GenBank genome assembly
AUGUAUCAACCCACAACCAAAACAGUAGCUUCUUGUAGUCUUUGUGAUCAGCGCCGUAUACUCAGAAUCUCCAGAGAUGCCGUGAGAAGUCAGUUAUCACCGUCGCAAAGUCAAGGGCCUCAUCGACUCUCAUCGAUCGUCGACGCGUCGAGGCGCGCGAGUUCGCGAAUCGACAGUGACGUUGGCCUCCUUGCGCAUUCUCGCCACGACACCGAAGUCACCACCGACUUUCGACAACGGAACAUCGUUUCAAGAAGAGAGGAAUCUUCUACGAAAAGAAGGAGCUCACGGAUGCAGGCGAUCAAUAUGCCCUUGAUCACCAGUUUCAGCUCGACGUUCGCAAGUCUGACACGCGUCAUUGGCACGUUGUGUGCAAGAGUGUCCAAGAUCCUCCGUGCGCCUUCUCUGCCACUGCUGUUUCCAAAAGAGAAGGCAGUGUUUGGACCGUCACUGUCUUCAACGAAUCCCACGGUUGCCAAUCGCUGCUACACACCGGCGACAGCAAGAGCAGAUUCACGCGACACCGCUCCAACCUGUUCCACCUCGGUCGGAAUGGAUUCUGCAUCGUAUUCCUCGUGAGCGUCAUGAGGUCACGACGAUAGUGACUCAACUGGCGAAGAAGAGGGUGCCAUUAUUAUUCCGCCACAUUUUCCUAAGCGUACAGGACUUCCGAUCAAGCGCAGGGUCCGGGGUGCGGACGAGCGGGCCAAGCGCGACACGAGCUGUGGCCUCUGCAAAAGGCCCGGACACAGCCGAAUUACAUGCGAUAG